Molecule: messenger RNA, 5748 nt
Organism: Coccomyxa subellipsoidea C-169
Lineage: Eukaryota; Viridiplantae; Chlorophyta; Trebouxiophyceae; Coccomyxaceae
Exons: 39
Coding region: 1-5748 (1915 amino acids)
Source: RefSeq, a predicted model, not a curated record
AUGCCGGCUCUGACAAUCGCACCGCUUGCUCAGCAGCUCCAAUGGCCACUCCUCGCCUGGAGAGAAGCUCUGCAGAGGCCUUCAGAAUUGCUGCCUACCCAGGUGCCCUGCAGCUGCGCGCGCUCGGGGGAAGCUUCCCCGCGGCCGGAAGCUGGCGCCACAUCAGCAUCGGGUGACACGGCCGCCAGCUCAGCGGCGGCGGAGCAAACCCACGAGCUGCUGCCGGUUCUGUUGAUGCCCCUGAGGCUCAAGGGUGAUUACUGCAAUGUGGCGGUGCUCAAUGCGUCGGAAGCCACCCUGGCGCUGAUGCGCAAGAUCGAUGACAAAGCGGAUGAGGUCGUCGUUGACGAUAGCGAGGUCAUCCGGAUCCUCAACGGCCACAUUGGCCGCCCGGAUGACACGACGCGGUUGGAGACGGUGAUCCCAAUAGUGCGUAUCGGCGAAUUUGUCGGGUCGGCGGAGGCUCGGGCCGAGCAUGUGAAGGCUGUCAUGCUGACCUAUCCCCGCACAAACGCCAUCAUCAUGCCAGGCGUGGGCAUGCUGUGCUGGGGCCUGCUGGCGAACGUGCGCCCGCUGGUGGACCUGUACGAGUACCUGCUCAAGUCCUCCACCGACCUCGCGCGCCCGGCACCCCCGGCGCGCAAGUCGCGCAUCCUCGGCAUCUGCCGCGCGGACACUGCUCAGGAGAUGGAGGCUGACUGCGCCAAGCUGAAGGGCAAAGCCUCCGAAGACGGCAGUGCCGCCUCCUGCUCCGACUACAGCUUUGACAUAGAGGAGGGGUUGGGAGGGGAUGCUCCGGAGACGGAGGCGGAGCGGCCGGUGCGGUGGAACCAGCCGGCAGUGGUCAUCAUCGCCUGCUGCAUCAUCCUCGGCGUGCUCGGCUCCGGCAUCGGCUACGCCAUCAGGGAAGCUGUGGAGGACGGUUCCUGGUGGAAAGUUGCAGCGCGCAUAGCGUUCAUGCCGCUGAUUUCCGUGUUGGCGAUGUUUGGAGUCAUAGCCAUCGUGUGCUGCAUCAUUGUCACCCUCGGGCCCAUCGCGCACGUUGAGAGAAACUCCAAGACCUACUCGGCCGUCAAACCCCCCAGGUGGAGGGGGCAGCUGCCGAGGGUGACGGUACAGAUGCCGGUGUAUUUGGAGGGAUUUGAUUUUGUGAUCAAGCCGAGCAUCUGCUCUUUGGAGGCGGCCAUUGCCGCGUACCGGGCAGAGGGCGGCUCCGCAUCCAUCUUUGUCAAUGACGAUGGGCUGCAGCUGCUCAGCAAUGAGGACAGGGAGGAGCGGAGAGAGUUUUACCGCGCGCAUGACAUCGGCUAUGUGGCUCGGCCGCCGCACGGGCAGGCCAGGUUUAUGCGGCGGGGGCGCUUCAAGAAGGCGUCCAACAUGAACUACUGCCUGGAAGUCAGCCGCCAGGUGGAGGACCUCAUGGCGGAGAGCGGCGUUGACCAGUACGAGGCGCUGCAGGCAGUGCGGCUGGAGACGCAGGUGGCCACGCCGGAUCAGGCGUUCCUGGCCGGGGGAGAUGUGCGAAUAGGCGACUUCAUUUUGUUAGUCGACUCCGACACGCGGGUGCCGCAGCACUGCAUGCUGCCAGUGGUCACCGAGCUCCUGAUGUCACCCAAUGUGGCUUUCACGCAGCACUUCACCACCCCCCUGCAGGUGGCGCACGACUACUUCGAGAAUGCGAUGGCCUUCUUCACGAACACAAUCUACAAUGCGAUCAUGGUUUCCGUCUCGGGGGGCGAUAUAUCUCCCUUAGUCGGCCACAACGCCUUUCUGCGCUGGAGCGCCAUCAAGGAGUGCGCAUUUGUCGACCCGGACGAUGGCAAAACUAAAUUCUGGUCCGACGUGCAUGUAUCGGAGGACUUUGACAUCGCCAUGCGCUUCCAGGUAAAGGGGUUCAUAGGGCGUUACAUAACAUACACCGGCCCCGACUUCAAGGAGGGGCUGAGCCUGACAGUGCACGAUGAGAUCACGCGCUGGCGCAAAUAUGCUUUCGGCUGCUCCGAGCUGGUCUUCAACCCACUCAAGCAAUGGAUCUACAGGGGCCCGCUGUCGCCGCUGUUCCGGCGAUACCUGGCCAAUAAGUGCACGCCGGUGACUAAUAAGGUCACCAUCGUGGCUUACAUCUGCAUCUACAUCGCCCUCGCCAUCUCCUGGCCAGUCGCCUGCCUCACGUACUUUCUGAACAGCAAGUGCGAGUGGUAUGCAACAGCGUUUGAGGGCACCUUUGAGAUCAGCAUGACAUGCCUGGUCGUCUUCUCCAUCAUGACUCCCAUUGGGAACACCUUCCUGCUGUACCGCCUGGGAGUCACCACCGUUCUGAGGGGCGCUUGGCUCAACAUAAAGUAUGUGAUCGUGUUCUUCUUCUUCUUCAACGGGCUGAGCUUUCAUCUCUCAGCUGCAUUUGCAUCGCACCUGCUAGGAUUCCGCAUGUCUUGGGGCAGCACCAGCAAAGAAGUCAUUGACACCAACUUCUUCAAAGAGCUGAGGGCCACUUUCAAGAACUACCGGUCGAUGUACAUAGUGUUCACGGCUCUGGCGCUGAUGAUGGUGGUGAUGACCGGGGUGAUCCCCCACACUUUACCGCCAGCCUGGCGCAUCAAUGACGCCAUCCUGAUGUGCCCCCUCGCCUUCCUUAUCGGUGGCCACCUGCUCGCCCCCUUGGUCAGCGAACCCCGCUCUGGUGAAGCAGUUCUGCACUCAAUUGACAUCGGCAAAGGCAGGUUCCUUCCCGUGGAGCUACCAGCAGAGCUUGCUACCGGGCGCAGGAUCUUGUUCAUAGGCGACUCCUUUACAACCGGGCUUGGGAAUUUGGGCCAUUCGACAUGUGACCCGUCUGCCGCAGUCAGCUCGCUUGAGAACUCUUUCUUCACCUAUGCAAGCCUGGCUGCCUCGCAGCUGAAGGCUGACUUCCAGGUGGUGGUCUUUGCCGGGGGCGUCAAUGACUUUGCCACGGGCGCUCCUGACGAGGUUUCUUGGGUUGACGGCUAUGCAACCUUCAUCCAAAAUGUGAGCGCGACAUACAUUAAUCCAGACAUUGUGCUGGUGGCGCUGCCCUAUGUGGCUGCCCUGAGCGGGCAGCCGGGCAGCCUGACAGCCGGGCAGGGGCCAGCGGGGGAAUCUUCCGGUGCAUAUCAGUCCUACAUGGCGCGACUUUUCACCAAAUUGCAAAUGCGAAAAGCGCCGCGUGUGCAUUUUCUGGCCCUCAGCACUGACGGGCUGGACCCCUCAGACUGGUGUGAGUUCCACCCAAAUCUGGUGGCCCAUGAGGUGAUGGGGAGGUUCAAGCACACAAUCGACAACGGAGAUCCAUCGUCAUCGACAGGAAAGACCACUUCUCCGGACCCCAGUCUUCGAGUCUCCAAGUGGACCCAAGCUUUCUUUCCUCCUUUCAUUCUGGGCGGUGAUGGAGUGCAAGCAGCUGCGCUGAAUGCCUCCAAGCAGCUGAGCAGGGCUAUCACAGAAGGCCUCUCCUCGUGCAACCCACACCAUGCACACCGACCGCAGGGCCUGGAGGAAACACACCUCAGCGUUGUGCUGGCAGACCUCGGCCCAGACUUUUGCACCCGGCAGUACCAGUUCCUGGACCCUAGGAUUGAUGAUGAGUCGCUGGAAUGCAACAUGCUGCUCGUCCGCGCAUGGCGCGACUCGGCCGACCUCGGGGCGCAGAUACGCUCGGCGCUGCUGGCGCGGCCGUCCGCCAACGUAGUCAUCCUCGAGUCAGCGGGCGUGCUUGUUUUGGCGCCCAGCCUGCCCAGCCUGAACAGGCGCAUGGCCGCCGUGGAACGCCUCCUCCUGGUUGCCACCGGCGCCGCGCCGCCAAAAGAGGCGACGCAUAGCAGAUCCAAAAAGCUGCAGACGCUGGUGCAACGGGACGACACGGCCGCGGACCUGCAGCCGUCUGCCGCUGCAAAGGAUGGAAAAGAUGGGGCGCUCAAGGGCAAUGCCGAGAAGGACAUUGAGGCCGGCAGCUGCACAUCAGAGGAGCCAGCAGCAAGGGGCCGGCCGCGGGAGGCGAUGCUGGUGGUGGUGGCCUCGUUGGGCCUGGCCAUGUUCAUCAUGACAUGGGCCCUCGUCAAGGCAUUCAUCAGCGGAGUCAAAGGAGACACCAGCUCGUGGAUUGUGUUCUCGGUGCUGGUCUGCACGACGCCGCUGUUCCUGGUGGUGAUGCUGUUCCCCUGCUUAGUCAUCGUGCGCUCCACGCUGUGCCUGCUGGGCUCCGUCCGCCGCGCCGAGUCCAACUCAGCCACGUAUUCUGGCCUGCCCGGCCGGCCGCGGCCGGGGCCGCUGCCGCGCGUCACCGUGCAGAUGCCCGUCUUCAUGGAGGACCUUGACUUUGUCAUCAGGCCCUCCGUCAUGUCGAUAGAGGCGGCGGUUGAGGCGUACAGGGAGGCCGGCGGCACCGCAUCCAUCUUCGUGAAUGAUGACGGGCUGCAGCUGCUUGGCGACGAAGCUCGCAUGCGCCGCAUCCAGUUCUACCGGCAGCACAACAUCGGCUACGUGGCACGGCCGCCGCACACCAGCCGACCGGCCGGCUUUAAGCGGCGCGGCCGCUUCAAGAAGGCCUCCAACAUGAACUUCUGCCUCUCAGUUGCCAAGCGUGUGGCUGCGGUGAUCAAGGAGCAUGGCCUGGAUCCGUUUGAUGCGCUGGAGGCAACGCGGCAGGAGACGGCGGCGGCCACGCCGGAGGAGGCGUUUCUGGCCGGGGGAGAUGUGCGAAUAGGCGACUUCAUCCUUCUUGUGGACUCCGACACGCGCAUUCCACGAGAUUGUAUCCUGCCGACCGUGUCGGAGCUGCUAGAGUCGCCCGAGGUCGCCUUUACGCAGCACCUCAUCACCCCCAUGCAGGUGUCGCAUGACUACUUUGAGAACGCCAUGGCAUUCUUCACUACCGCCAUUUACAUUGCCAUCAAGCAUGUGGUGGCGGCGGGUGACGUGGCGCCGUUAGUCGGCCACAACGCGUUCCUGCGCUGGAGUGCGAUUGAGGAGUGCGCAUUUGCGGAUGCGGCGGAUGGCAAGGUGAAGUUUUGGAGCGAGGCACAUGUGAGCGAGGACUUUGACAUGAGCGUGCGGCUGCAGAUUCGCGGCUACAUCGGCCGCUACAUCUCCUACACAGGAGCAGGAUUCCAGGAGGGACUGUCAUUGACAAUCCACGACGAGAUAACGCGCUACUGCAAGUACGCGUACGGCUGCAGCGAGAUGCUGUUCAACCCGGUGCGGCAGUGGCUGCGGCAGGGGAUAUUCUCACGCCUGUUCAUCUCCUACAUCACCCUGCGCAACAUCCCCUGGUACACCAAGGUGUCGACUAUGGCAUAUGUGGGCACAUAUUUUGCUCUGGCCAUGAGCUUCCCCUUCACACUUCUCAAUUGCUUCCUGGCCAAGUACUCAGAAGCUUUUGUGAAGGCAUUCCAGACGAACAUAGAGAUCACAUAUGCAGUGGUGUUCAUCUUUGGGAUAUUGGGACCGCUGGCCACAUCCGUCCUGUGGUACCGCACUCAGGAGAUCAAGCAGACAAACUUUUUCAGGGAGCUGCGCUUCGUGCUGUACACCUAUCGUUGGGUGUAUGCUGUCUUCGGCGUUGUCAUUCCCCUUGCAUUUGUGGUCAUGUCGGGGGUGUUCCCCUUUGUGCCACUGCCGCAUGCAAUUAUUAUGAGGAAUGCCUACCUGCUUGUGCCUGUCGGCAUUCUGUGCUUUGGCCACACCAUGGGUCCUAUUCUGCUGAGCCCGCCACUUAUGCUAGUGAAGUUCUGA